Suricata suricatta (meerkat) is the source of this 3524-nucleotide messenger RNA. It is a transcript of the gene LRRCC1, whose product is annotated as leucine rich repeat and coiled-coil centrosomal protein 1. Gene Ontology annotation, molecular function: protein binding. Gene Ontology annotation, cellular component: cytoplasm; centrosome. The record is from RefSeq and is a predicted model, not a curated record. Lineage: Eukaryota; Metazoa; Chordata; Mammalia; Carnivora; Herpestidae. The coding region runs from base 46 to 3120 and encodes 1024 amino acids. The transcript is spliced from 19 exons.
CAGCCCUGAACGCCGGUUAAGAUCACGGUUCCCGUCGCCAGUACCAUGGAGGCGCCGGUGGAGGCGGAAGUUGAAAAUGAGGACGGCGACAGCAGCUUCGGGGACUUGUGCUUGAUGGACAAAGGCCUGGGAAGCAUAUCAGAGUUAUCUUUAGAUUCAACCCUUCAUGCCAUCAAUCUUCAUUGCAAUAACAUCUCAAAAAUCGAAUCCAUUGACCAUGUUUGGAAUUUACAACACUUAGAUCUGUCAUCUAAUCAAAUAACUCGAAUUGAAGGUCUAAAUACACUGACAAAACUGUGCACUUUAAAUUUGUCCUGCAAUAUGAUCACAAAAAUAGAAGGACUUGAAACACUAUUUAAUCUGACUACAUUGAAUUUGUCUUAUAACCACAUCAAUGACCUUAGUGGUUUGAUUCCCCUUCAAGGAAUUAAACAUAAACUCAGAUAUAUUGACCUACAUAGUAAUUGUGUAGAUAGCAUCCAUCACUUACUUCAGUGUAUGGUAGGACUGCACUUCUUGACUAAUCUCAUUUUGGAGAAGAAUGGAGAAGAUAACCCUGUCUGUCGUGUACCAGGGUACAGAGCAAUUAUGCUCCAGACAUUGCCACAGCUUAGGAUCCUAGAUUGUAAGAACAUAUUUGGUGAGCCAGUAAAUAUGUCAGAAAUAAAUUCAUCACGCCUACAAUGCUUAGAAGGUCUUUUGGAUAACUUAGUUCCUUCGGAUAUUCCCCUAAAUAUAAGUGAAGAUGAGAUAAUUGAUAGUGUGCCAGUGGUCACACCACCCAUCGAUGAGAUAGUUCCCUUGGAUCAGUUUGCAUCACCAACACAUACUCGUUUGACAUCCUUUAUGUGUCCAUCUUCUGAGCCGGAGAAAGUUAAUCAUGAAAGCAAUUUUGAUAAUGACAUGAAACUUCAGAAAUUAGAUGAUCAAAUUUUACAGCUUCUUACUGACACUUCUAAUUCUUUAAUAGCUAAUGUGCCCAAGAGAGAUCUCAGACCAAAAAGAGAUACAGAUAUGACUUCUGAAAGCGAAUAUGAAAACAGAAAAGAAUUUAAUAGAAGAAUUCCUCGAAGAUCAAAAAUCCCAUGCUAUUCCAGAACAAUUCAGACCAUUAAGCACCACAACAAAAACAACGCUUUUAUGAGUUGUAAUCGUAAAAUGAAACAACCUUUCUUUAAAGACUUACAUGUAAGAUCCUCUCUAGCACACUGUAAUAUGUUAGAAGAACCGGAAGACCAGAAGAACGAACUCAUUAAAGUAGACAAUAGCAACUCAGAAGACACCACUUACCGGACACUCCUUCAACAACUCGACCAAGAGAGAGAGAAGAGAUGGAAAGCUGAACAAGCUGAAAAGAAACUUAGGAAUUAUAUUGAUGAACUGCAAAAACACACAACGGAGAAAAAAGGUUUUCAUACCCUGGCUGUGCUCACCACAGAUAGGUUAAAGGAAAUUAUUUAUAAAGAGAAAAAUUCCAAAGCACAACUCGAAAUUAUGGUUCACAAACUUCAAAAUGAAGUAAAACAUCUAAGUAUUGAAUUAAUUAAAGCAAGAGAUCAACAAGAGGAUCAUGUUAGACACUUAAGAACCCUGGAGAACGCGCUAGAAAGAAUGGAGAGGCAGAAAGGGCAGCAGCAGGCAGCACAGAUACGACUUCUCCAAGAGGUGGAGCUCAAAGCUGCUGCUGCGGACAGAGAAAUAAACUUACUUAGAACUUCUCUUCAUCAAGAAAAGGAACAAGUACAACAACUUCAUGAACUUUUUGCACUGAAAGAACAAGAACACAGGAAAGAACUUGAAACAAGGGAGUUUUUCAGUGAUGCUGAGUUCCAGGAAGCCUUAGCUAAAGAAGUAGCUAAAGAAGAGAGAAAGCAUGAACAAGAUAUAAAAGAAUACCAAGAAAAAAUUGAUACAUUAAACCAGCAAUAUAUGGAUUUAGAAAAUGAAUUUCGUAUUGCUUUAACUGUUGAAGCCAGAAGAUAUAAAGAUGUUAAAGAUGGUUUUGAAAAUGUUGCAGCUGAGUUAGCAAAGAGCAAGCAUGCUCUUGUUUGGGCUCAACGAAAAGAAAAUGAAUCUUCCUCUUUAAUUAAAGAUCUGACCUGUAUGGUGAAGGAGCAAAAAACAAAACUUGCAGAAGUUUCAAAAUUGAAACAGGAAACAGCAGCAAAUUUACAGAAUCAAAUCAACACCAUUGAAAUCCUGAUUGAAGAUGACAAACAGAAGAGUAUUCAAAUAGAACUUCUCAAGCAUGAAAAAGUCCAGCUUAUUUCUGAGCUAGCUGCCAAGGAAUCACUAAUUUAUGGUUUAAGGACAGAAAGAAAAGUAUGGGGGCAUGAGCUGGCACAACAGGGAUCGUCUCUAGCCUUAAGCCGUGGGAAAUUAGAGGCUCAAAUUGAAAGUUUAUAUAGAGAGAAUGAGUCUCUGAGAAAGGCAAAUGAACGUGAUAAUGAUGCAUUAAAAAUAAAGUGCAAAAUCAUAGAAGACCAAACUGAAACCAUUGGAAAAUUAAAAAUUUGUUCACAAGAAAAAGAAGAACAAAUCAAAAUAUUACAAGAAAAGAUCAUUGAAAUUCAAAAAUGUAGUCAAGAACAACUUGAUGAAAAAUCUUCACAACUGGAUGACAUACUUGAAAAACUGGAAAGACAUAAUGAAAGAAAAGAAAAACUAAAACAGCAGUUGAAAAUAAAGGAAUUAGAACUUGAAGAAAUUAGAAAAGCUUAUAGUACACUUAAUCAGAAGUGGCAUGAUAAAGGAGAGCUUCUAAGUCAUCUGGAAAUGCAAGUAAAAGAAGUCAAAGAAAAAUUUGAAGACAAGGAAAGGAAACUUAAAGCAGAAAGAGACAAAAGUAUAGAACUACAAAAGGAUGCAGUGGAAAAGCUUCAUAGUAUGGAUGAUGCCUUUAAGAAACAAGUUGAGGCCAUUGUUGAAGCUCAUCAAGCUGAAAUAAUACACCUAGCAAGUGAAAAGCAGAAAUGCAUUGAUUCUGCAAAUUCAAAGGUUCAUCAAGUUGAAGAAGAAAUGCGUGAACUUCUGCACGAAACGUGCAAGAACAAAAAAGCAAUAGAAGAAAAAAUUAAGCAACUUGCUUUUGCUCUAACUGAAAUUCAGCAAGAAAUGUGAUGGUUCUGAGAAUGAAUUUAAUUGGAAUGGAACAGCAGACCUAUUGUAAAAAUGAUUAAAUAUUGUAAUAGUAGUAACUGCUACGACUUUGAAAUGUCUCUUUCUACACAUUUCAUUCUCUUUAUAUUUUAAUAGGCUUUUGAUCAAGUAUUUUAAUUGUAUCUGUAGGUUUUUGUAAUAAAUUGUUGAUCAUUAUGUGUAUUAGAAAAACCUAUCAAAAUAACUAGAUUUAUGACACUUUCUUGUUUCUGUGCUAUAUACAUUGUUUGGUAAUUACACAUUUGCCUACAAAUAUGUAAAUGGAAAGUAACAUUAGUAUUUGGACUAUAUAAGGUAAAAUAUUUUCAUUGUUGUUACCUUAUUGUGUUGAUGAAAAACUAAUUAUAUUUAUUGGUCAUGCAUUA